Stylophora pistillata is the source of this 2027-nucleotide messenger RNA. Its product is annotated as potassium voltage-gated channel protein Shal. Gene Ontology annotation, biological process: protein homooligomerization; potassium ion transmembrane transport; action potential. The record is from RefSeq and is a predicted model, not a curated record. Gene Ontology annotation, molecular function: protein binding; voltage-gated potassium channel activity. Gene Ontology annotation, cellular component: membrane; voltage-gated potassium channel complex. NCBI's taxonomy places the organism in Eukaryota, Metazoa, Cnidaria, Anthozoa, Scleractinia, Pocilloporidae.
AUGUCUUCCAAGGACAAACCCGUGAAUGACUUGGAAAAUUGGCUCCCCCUCGGAGAGGUUGGUCUUGUUGGGAUUUCGCCGGUGUUCAAGAAAAAACCUUUUAGUGUUCUUCAUCGAAAGCAAUUAAAGGACAAGAGAAUCGUCCUCAAUGUGAGCGGGAGGAAGUUUGAAACUUGGGACUAUACUCUAAAGAAAUACCCCACAACUUUAUUAGGAAGCAGUGACCGAGAAUCGUUUUAUGAUUCCCAACGAAAAGAAUACUUCUUUGAGCGGGAUCCUGGCUUUUUUCGUCACAUUUUGAACUAUUAUCGUUAUGGUAAACUUCAUUUUUCUUUGGAAGAAUGCGGCGAGUUUUACGAAGACGAGCUUGAGUUUUUUCGCAUUCCAACUGACGCUUUGGGUUUAUGUUGUCUGGAGGAAUACCACGACGCGAAUUCUGCUGUGUGUCGAAGAGAUGUACACCCAGAAGGUGAAGUGAUUCAUCAUGAGUGUGUUCCUCAGCGUAGAACAUUUAGACAGCGUCUCUGGUUGUUAUUUGAAAACCCGCAAUCAUCAACGACAGCUAAAGUUGUGUACUACAUAAUCGGAAUCGCCAUUGUUGUAAGCAUCGUUACAACCAUAACUGAGACGAUACCCUGCGGUGGAAGAACAUGCGGCGAAGAAUAUAAGCAGGCUUUUCAAUACGUGGACGGCACUUGUGUUGUGGUCUUAACGCUGGAGUAUUUAAUUCGUUUGUUCGCUGCACCUCACAGGUGCAAAUUUGUAAAAGAAUUUCAAAGUAUCGUUGAUCUUGCAGCGGUUAUUCCAUUCUACCUCGACAUUGGGUUAAAAAGCGCCGGUGAUUUUGACGCGUUAACGAUUCUACGCGUCUUCCGUGUAUUUCGUGUUUUUAAAAUGUCUCGACAUUCCACGAGACUUCAAGCUCUGGGUUCAUCAAUAAAGAACUCUUCCUCCGAGCUAGGAUUUAUUCUAUUUUCGUUUGGACUGGGUGUUAUUAUUUUUGCCACCGCUGUGUAUUAUGCUGAGAAAGAAGUCAAGGGCACAACUUUCUCCAGCAUCCCGGACAGUAUGUGGUAUGCUAUUGUUACUAUGACUACGACAGGCUACGGUGACAUGUCACCGGAGACGGCAAUUGGUCAGAUCAUGGGAAGCGUGUGUUGUCUAGUGGGUACUUUGGUGAUUGCGUUACCUGUGCCAAUCUUGGAGAUGAAAAUGAAACUGGUACAAAAGAAACCUGCAGAUGAAGAAAACAACGAAGAACAAAAUAGUGGACAAGACCGAGAGGCGUAACUGAGUCCAUGGUUGCUUACCAUCCCAAAAGUGCGAUCUUAUUUUCGCACUCGUUUUUACCCUCUGUCGAAAAAACUCUGGCUUGGAAUCGUCUUCGUAUGCAGAUGUUCCGCAAUAUUGCCACUCGUGCUGUUGAGACGGGGAGUGGGAGAGGGGCAGAGGGAGACGCGGGUAAACCGAGACGUGUUACAUGUGGAUUAGAGUUUGCUGGAGAACCGUUUGACGAUAUAUGAAAAUUAUGAAAACAGAGAUAGAUAGUAAAAGUUAUUUUCUUUAAUAACCCGACUCGAUAAACUGGCUGCACCAUGUAACUCAUUUAUUCUGUGCUAGUUUGUAACGCUUUUAUACUCAAAAACUAUUAAUGGAAGUGGAGGUAGCUAGUGGUGGAUGUUAAGCGAGCCAUGAAUCGGCCAGAUAAAUAUUGAACCAUAACACCGCACAUUCAUAAUGAUAGAGAUCGACAUUUAUAAAAGAUAGUUAUGGCAGAGAGGAACAUGUACUACUGACGUGUUUGUGUAUGUGCGUGUUUGUGUUUGUGUAUGUUUGUGUAUGUGCACUUUUGUCUAGAAGCUUUCAAUUUUCUGUCAUUCUUAAAUGUAAGAUCCUCGAUGCAAGCCAGUGCGAUCGUUUCUUACCAAAUGAAAUUUGGCAGCUCACACUGACGUAUAUCACCAUGGACAACAAUAGCUAUAGAGGAGUGUUUAUAUUGUUACUGUACCAAUCCAUAUAUGUUAUUC